Mytilus trossulus (common blue mussel) is the source of this 1696-nucleotide messenger RNA. RefSeq names its product cardioacceleratory peptide receptor-like. Gene Ontology annotation, cellular component: plasma membrane. Gene Ontology annotation, molecular function: vasopressin receptor activity. Gene Ontology annotation, biological process: neuropeptide signaling pathway. The record is from RefSeq and is a predicted model, not a curated record. NCBI's taxonomy places the organism in Eukaryota, Metazoa, Mollusca, Bivalvia, Mytilida, Mytilidae. Bases 144 to 1151 code for a protein of 335 amino acids. The transcript has 7 exons.
AUUGUCAUUGCUGUCAGGUUAACAAUGUAAUAAACAAUGUUGGAAUGAAUAUCCUUCAGAUACUACAAAUCAUAAACAGAACGUAACUUAGAUUGUUAGGGACAUAUAUCGUUGAUUAAUGGCUUACUUCAAUCUUAGAUACAAUGGCGUUCUUAAGUAAUAUGACAUUUCAAAUAAACGGGAGUAUGUUGAAUAAGACGGCGACCAACGACACAAUACAAUCUCAGGGUCUUAAAUGGAUAUCAUUGAUAAUUCUUCUUGGAAUACUAUUCUUUAACCUUUUGGUGGUAGUGCUUUUGGUUUUAAGAAAUCAUAAAUCAAGAAUGCGAUUUUUCGUAAUUAAUCUAGCUAUUGCAGAUUGUUGUGUAGGACUUUUGUUUGUUCUACCUGAAACCCUUUUUAAUGGGUUUGAUGUGCCAUGGAAUCUCUAUGUGUGCUAUAUUUACUACGUAUAUUUCUCAAUGGUUCCUUUUUAUGUGUCAACAUACGCAAUUGUUGUUUUGUCAAUUGACCGUGCAUACGUUAUUGUAAGACCAUUAGCAGCUGCUUCGAAAGGCAAACCUUACCGUUAUGGUAUGGCAUUAUCUGCAUGGAUUAUUGGAUGUAUCCUUGCAAUUCCAUACGGAGUGUUUGGUACAUAUAGUGAAGAGAAGGUAUACUGUAAGCAUGAUUCGCCAAGUUUAGUAUUGCUAUACGCAGAUCUUACCACUAUUAUCAUACUACCAAUCGGAAUCAUAACAGUAUGCUACAUUGUUAUCAUUAUUACAAUACGCGGUCGGGAACGAAACGGAUUCUUGCGUGGUAAAAACAAUGAUGCAGAUAAUGGUUGUGAUACAAAUGUAAGAAAUAACAGCAUUUCAAAGGCAAAGAUCAGGACCAUUAAACUACUAUGCGUUGUUGUAUGUGCAUAUGUUAUUUGCUGGGCUCCAAUUACAAUCGCAGCAGUCCUAAUGCACCAUGGAAUAGCAGAAUAUGGGCUUUGGUUUCAGAUACUCUAUGUACUUGCUCCGGUAAACAGCUUGGCUAAUCCUUUAGUGUUUCUUAUUUUCAACCAGAAAAUGUUUCGUUCUAAAACGAAUAAGACGAAGAAAAAAGUAUUUAGUGGAACAAUUUUUAAAACCGAAACAGAAACAUUAUCAUUGGGUAGCUAAAUAUAUACAGACGAUCUGAUGGUGCAUUUCAUUAUCCAUGUGAGGAACAUGAUAAAAAAAAUAUAGCGUAUAGUUGUGUUAGGUAGUUAAAACUAUUAGCUUAACAUGUUGUGCGCAGACGUGCGAUUCGACGACAAAAGACUCUUCAGUUUAGCUUAAGUAAAAAAUGAUAGAAGUUUAGCCCCAAAAACGACAAAAGAUUAAUCAACAAACAGCUACGAUACAUUUAAAAAAAUACUAUGGUGAAAAAUAAUAAACGCAAUAGACUACCAACACAAAGUCCAAUCCUUGUUGCGGGUAGACAAUUUAGGGAUUUGAAAUUCGGCUUUCCAUUUGCGAACAUGGUCUUUAGAAAUAAUGAUAGUUCGUCGAAAGUGGCCGAUAAAUGACUGGCUCAUGUUAAGUAAGAGCAAUAUCUCUUACACGGAACAGACAACCUUGUAGAUUACAAUACAGAGCAUGUAAAUGCUGCUUCCAGGAAUCACAUGCAUUGGAAACGAUUACAGGGUUAAAUAGAUGUUGUAAUUUCUUUUUUCGCAAUACAC